This is a messenger RNA of Exserohilum turcica Et28A, 2076 nucleotides long. RefSeq lists its product as uncharacterized. The transcript has 6 exons. The coding region runs from base 1 to 2076 and encodes 691 amino acids. Lineage: Eukaryota; Fungi; Ascomycota; Dothideomycetes; Pleosporales; Pleosporaceae. The record is from RefSeq and is a predicted model, not a curated record.
AUGGCCGAUGCGGCGAAGAAGAAACGUCAGGCUCAGUCGCCAGAUCGUGGAGCAGCAUCAAAGCGAUCUCGCGUACACUCAGUCAGCCCCUCAACCCAUUCUCAAUCUACUAGACACGACCGCCAAUCCUCUAGUGCAAAUCAGUCCAACAAUGCCCGCUUCGUCGAAAACCCAGCUCAAGCGACGUCCCUGCCUACUGCGGAGGACUGGACCUUCCGCAUCAAGGUUCUAACGUCUGCCACGGACCUCGAAAACGAUUUGUUCAAGGAUGCAGUACGAGGUCUAGUCCGAAUGUGCUUUCCAGACGGCGUCCUAGAGCAGCUAGGUCCAUCGGUAGUGCAGCGGCAUAUGCGCGAGUUUAACGCCGAACCUGCGAAUAUACAAAACAUGUCGAAGGUUUUUGAGCAAGAGAUGGUGCAGCGAUUGAUAUCCUUGCUUGUCAAAUAUCUCGAUACACCGGCGAAGGUUGUCUCGGCUGUGCGAGAUAUGGUUGCAGCCACUGAAAGAGCACAUUCAGCGAGUAUCGGAGACGUCGUAGGGCAAAUCACAAAUGGCCUUGCUCAGUUGAGUGAAACGGCUCUGGACGGUGCAACCAACUGGUUGACUGGCAGCGAUACUCACCAUGAUGUACCCAAUGGCGACGAAAAUACGAACCCUAACAGUGCCAUAAUCGACGAGCCCUCACGACCACGGAAGAUAAAAAAGUCACAGAAAAAUUCGAAGCCCCAGAAGUCUACGAAAUCACAAGAUGAUGGGAAUGAACUGGAGGAUGGGCCAGCAGAUGUUGACUUGUCAACGACAAAAAUGGGAAAGAACAAACAGAAAGACAGGAAGAUCUCAUCCACAUGGGAUUGGAAUGUUGAUCCGAACGAUAUCACGGGUGAUGCCAUUGCCCAAGCCUUUCCACGCACGGCCGACUUAUUUGCAUAUCAUGCACUGCCAAUCACCAAGCGAAAAUUGGGGCCUCAUGCAUCAAGAAAGGAUCUACGAGUCGAUAUGCAGUCAAUUCUCAAUGAAAUGCAUCAGGAAGAUUUUGAUAAAUGGGCCAAGAGUCUCGAAAACCUGAUCAACGGCGACCGCCUAAUACUAGUUCGUGUCGAGCCUGUCAUUCCAAAUGAUAACGAACUAUCCCGCCAAACGCCCCCUCCAGUUCCAUCCAAGGUAGUUAGGGGACAUGGUGAUAUACUCGAGAGGUCGAGUGCCCAUAUAAAACGCGAGUUCGCUGAAAGUUCAGGUGAAACGCUGCGGAACAUGGAGCACGCCUCGUCUAACGCGGCAGUCGCGCAGGCCACGGCUAUCUCCCGGCACUUGUCAACGGAAGAUUCGGACUUUGAACCACCCAUCGCCAGUGUAGAGGCUGCAGACGAAAAUCAUGGUAGAGGCUCUCAGACCAACGAAGUUAUCGAUAGUGCCUUCGGCAUGCCCGUUCUGCAAUUACUGUGGGGCAGCGACACAUUGACCCCAGAGCAGUGCAUCAGCGAUGGUGGGAAGAUCACGGAUACUAUUAUGCACAAUCUCCAACGUCGAGUGUCAGCGGAUCGCAUAGUUGUGAGUGGCCUCGGUGGCGCCAACAAGACACGCACAAAGUCUGAGCUCCAGAACAGCAUCCUUCAUUCAUUCCCGAUAAAAGGCCAAUCAUUUAGCUAUAUGAGAAUCAAGAAGAAUAUAGAGAUGUCGUUGGUACCCUGGGUCGUUGCGGAGCCAAAAGCCUUUCCCGAACUCAAAGCCAUGUCCUUUGUCUUUGCUCAUACAAUGCCGUCUGUUCUAGUCGUCCUAAAUCUGUUGUUCGGCUCUUGGCUGACUGUAUCCAUGUUGAGCGGAUCUCAGAUGUGGGAAGAAAUUCUGAGAGCUCUACAACAAAGAGGCAUUUCUGAAGCAUCUGUCGGCGCUGCCAACAUCGACUGUUUGCAAAUCGACAGCCUUUGUAAUGACCGUAGGCACCCGGAGACUACACGGCGUGCACUCCUCGAACGCGUUCUUCGUCGCUUGGCAUUUUCGCACAGGGACAGAUUUAUGGAGCUGAAGGUUACACCGGUAGUGAAGACGUGGGAACGAAAAACAGGCCUGACUUGGUAA